GGCAUCGCGCUUGGGCCAUGUCGUCAUGUCGAGAUUCUUCCAUUGAGUUCCCACGGCGCGUGAACACCACGUUUUGUUGAAAACGGCCAAGUCCCACAGACGCCAUGUCCUGGCUCAAACGGCGAGCAGGGCCCCUGAUAGUACUCGGAACCUCGGCCAUCGGCGGCGCCGCGUAUCGCUUCACGAAAUCUACAGACCCCUCCGACGCAUCGUUGAACCCGCAUACAUUCACGCCGUACACUCUUGUAGACAAGCAGCCCGUCUCGUCGACCAGCGCAAUCUUUACAUUGCGCAACAGCAAUGGCGUCUCAGACACGGAAAGUGUCAAGGAGGUGUGGAAGCGCAGUAUCUGGAGUGUCCAGAUUAAGCAGCCACAACUACAGAUUGCGCGCGCAUACACACCGCUCCCACCCUUGCCACCAGACGUCCAUAAGAAUGGCGAGAAUGAGCCUGAAGACAUGAGGCUACUCAUACGACAGGAGCAAGGAGGCGAGGUCUCGACCUACCUGCACCGACUACCCGAACAGUCCACCGUCGAGCUACGAGGACCGAACACCGAACUUCAGCUCCCGCGUGAUAUCAUAGAGGUUGUCUUCCUGGCAGGCGGAACUGGCAUAGCGCCCGCAAUGCAGGUUGCGCAAGCGCUAGGCCGACGGACUGGAAGCCGAAUGCAUAUCCUAUGGGCGAAUAGGCGGCGUGAAGAAUGUGUAGGGGGUAUUAGCGACGACAGAGGUAGCACAACAUCUGCAUUGGACCGAGUAGGCUGGUGGCAGAGCUUCUUCGGUUCCAGCGAGUCUGUUGCAGCAGCACCACUUGCAGAGGACUCAUCUACCGCGCCCAAGGGCACUAUAGUGAGGGAACUGGAUGCGCUCAAGAAGCGAAGCGAAGCAACGAAAGGCGAAGGCCUCAGUGUCAACUACUACGUCGAUGACGAGAAGACAUCUAUACACCCAACCGAGAUCGAGAAGAGGAUACAAAGGUCACCAGCAGAGAAUGGCUCAAGAUUGAUCAUAGUAUCAGGCCCAGAUGGAUUCAUCGAGCAUUGGGCAGGCAAGAAGCUAUGGGCCAACGGAAGAGAGGUACAAGGGCCAUUAGGUGGUCAGCUAGGAAGGAUGCAACUAGGUGAGUGGAAAGUAAUCAAGCUGUAAGAUAACAUACGUUCACCAUGAUAUCCAUCUUCGCUCUUACACUCUUUAUGAGCCUACCAUCUGAUUCCUAGCGCAUUUCAACACACUCCGCGGACCUUGACAUCGGUGUUUCUGCGAGUCCGUAAGUGCGCAUAUAUGCAAGCCGGGAAUAGUGCAGCCAUCACUUGCCUAAAUAGCGGCUAG
Alternaria rosae is the source of this 1331-nucleotide messenger RNA. RefSeq lists its product as uncharacterized. The transcript has a single exon. The coding region runs from base 105 to 1148 and encodes 347 amino acids. The record is from RefSeq and is a predicted model, not a curated record. Gene Ontology annotation, molecular function: oxidoreductase activity. NCBI's taxonomy places the organism in Eukaryota, Fungi, Ascomycota, Dothideomycetes, Pleosporales, Pleosporaceae.